Messenger RNA from Triticum dicoccoides, 3061 nucleotides. Its product is annotated as proline-rich receptor-like protein kinase PERK8. Lineage: Eukaryota; Viridiplantae; Streptophyta; Magnoliopsida; Poales; Poaceae. The transcript is spliced from 8 exons. Gene Ontology annotation, molecular function: ATP binding; protein kinase activity. The record is from RefSeq and is a predicted model, not a curated record. Bases 506 to 2563 code for a protein of 685 amino acids. Gene Ontology annotation, biological process: protein phosphorylation.
ACGAGUGGAAUCCAGUCCAGCUACGGAGGCAGCAAGAUCACGGGUGGGUGAGAGGGAGGGAGGAGAAGGGGAAUUUUUGGUUUAGGAAAGAAUUUAGUCACUGUUCAUCUCGUCUCAUGCUUGUUUCUCUUUCCGUCCGCGGUUACCUUCCCCUUCCCUGCAUCCCCGCCGCCUUCAAUGCCACCACCGCUCUUUCACUGCUGGAUCUGAUCUCCUGAGAGAGCUACCUUGUUCCAGGAGGCUCUUCUUCUUCCUCCUCCGGAAUUCGGUGCGAAUCCAUCCGUGCGGGGAUCUUUUGCUCCACCCGGGUUCGGGUUUCUUCUUGCCAUUUCCUCCCCCGUUUCUUGAGGCAGUAGGAGGAGGAGGGGAAAGAAUUUCCGCGCGAAUCAGUCCGCGGAUUUCCUUUCUCCCCGCCGGAUUCGGUGCAUGGAACAACCACCUUCCGUAUCCAACACCAACAACAAGGCACUGCUGCUGCUGUGCUAGGCUAGGCUAGCCUCCAAUCAUGGCCUCCUCGCCCUCCCCCUCGCCGGGGGCCACCAAGGCCUCCCCGGCCGCCUCCGUCGCGCCCGCCACCGCCUCCCCGGCCCCGGUCAAGCUGCCCAACGACACCCCGGCCGACCCGCCGGCGGCCCCUCCCGCGCCCUCCGCGGCCGUGCCGCCGCAGACGCCCGCGUCCCCGCCGCCCCCUUCCCCGUCGCCUCCCCCGGACCCCGCCGCGUCGCCGCCGCCGGUCCCCCUCGCCUCUCCGCCGCCCACCCCGCCAGCCGCAUUGCCGCCGCCCUCGCCGCCUGCUCAAGUGCCGCCGCCGCCCGCGCCUGCUGCCGACCCGCCCAAGCAGUCGCCUCCCCCGGACCCCGCCGCGUCGCCGCCGCCGCCGCCAAAGGCCACUUCUCCACCUCCAAGCCCGCCGGAUCGCUCGACCGCGCCGCCCGUGCCGCGGUCACCACCGCCGCGGCACCCGGGGUCGCCGCCUCCUCCAACUGAGCCGCAGGCGCCGCCGCCCUCUGUCAGUCCCAUCAUCAAACCUCCCACCAGCCCCUCCCCAACCUCUCCCACCGUCCCUGCUACUCCCACCGCCCCCUCGCCGCCGUCGACGCCAGGUUUUGGUCCUCCAUCUCUGCCUACCAGCCCAACAACAACCCCACCAACACCAAUUGGUCCCAACAUGCCACAGGACCCCUCAUUGCAGGACAGCAGCCGCUCGCCGAGCAGCCAUGGUUUGUCUAAUGGCACAAAGGCGGGGAUCGGCAUCAUCGUGGCGAUUCUCGUGCUUAGUUUGAUCGCCGCCGGGUGCUGGUACAAGAAGAAACGGAGGAGAAUGACCGGUUACCAUGCCGGGUUUGUGAUGCCUUCACCCUCACCAUCUGCUUCUCCACAAGUGCUACUAGGGCAUUCAGACAAAACUAAAGCCAACUACAGCGCCGGGAGCCCCGAGUUCAAAGACACAAUGUCAGAGUACAGCAUGGGCAACUGUCGCUUCUUCACCUACGAGGAAAUGCACAACAUCACAAACGGUUUCUCCGAUCAAAACCUGCUGGGGGAAGGCGGCUUUGGGUCUGUUUACAAGGGUUGCUUGCCCGAAGGGAGAGAGGUUGCCAUUAAGAAACUGAAAGAUGGCAGUGGGCAGGGGGAGCGCGAGUUCCAGGCCGAGGUGGAGAUCAUCAGCCGCGUGCAUCACCGCCACCUGGUUUCUCUCGUUGGGUAUUGCAUCUCGGGCGACCAGCGCUUGCUUGUCUACGAUUUUGUGCCCAAUGACACGCUGCACUAUCAUCUACAUGGACGUGGAGUGCCGGUUCUGGAAUGGCCAGCCAGGGUUAAAAUCUCUGCUGGAUCGGCUAAAGGAAUAGCAUAUCUUCAUGAAGAUUGUCAUCCCCGAAUUAUCCACCGAGAUAUAAAAUCCUCUAAUAUUCUGCUGGAUAACAACUUCGAGGCACAGGUUGCUGAUUUUGGUCUUGCAAGACUAGCCAUGGAUUUUGCUACGCAUGUAACUACACGGGUGAUGGGAACUUUUGGGUACAUGGCUCCAGAGUAUGCAUCCAGUGGCAAAUUGACAGAGAAAUCUGAUGUCUUCUCUUUUGGCGUUGUCCUCUUAGAGCUCAUUACUGGUAGAAAGCCCGUCGACGCAUCAAAUCCAUUGGGUGAUGAGAGCCUUGUCGAGUGGGCUAGGCCACUGCUGACCCAAGCGCUCGAGACUGGCAAUGCAGGGGAGCUGCUGGACCCCAGGCUGGACAAGAACUUCAACGAGGUCGAACUGUUCCAUAUGAUCGAAGCGGCAGCAGCCUGCAUCCGAUACUCGGCAGCCCGGAGGCCCCGGAUGAGCCAGGUGGUGCGUGCUCUCGAUAGCCUAACCGACGUCGACCUGACCAACGGGGUGCAGCCGGGGAUGAGCGAGAUGUUCAACGCCCCCAACACCGCGGAGAUCAGGCUGUUCCAGCGGAUGGCGUUCGGGAGCCAGGACUUCACGACCGACUUCACUCAGUCCAGCAGCUGGAACAGCAGCCGUCAGGGCGGAGACGCCGAUGCCUCUGGUGGGCCGAUGCACUCGCAAUUGCAACCAUAGUAGUGUAACUAGCUAGGGUGGGGGUAUUACUGCUCCUUGGUUCAUUUCAUGCAAUUCUUUGGGUGGAUCGUCCGUCUUCGGGUUUUUUUUUCUUGGGGUCGUCGUCUCGGCUGACUGACAGAUGGAUGCAUAUAGCGUGCUGGGAGCCGUCUAUGAAUAGGAUGGGCCGCAAGUCACUGACUCUUGGAGGGGAAUUGUGCGCCUGGUUGAUUGGUUCUGUGUGGACUCUUGGGAAUCAUGGGCGUGGUAAGAAAAGAAAUGCUUGGUUGUUAUGUGGGCUAGAUUCUUGGUGUAGGUGGAGCUGAGAGGGACAUGGAAUUAUGCAGAGGCUUGUGCGCAUGAGCGGUGAGGUGGGAUGGAGGCUGUGCGUUGCGUUGCACAUGAGAGAACGUGGAUGGGUGAAGGGAAGGGAAUAAUAUAUCUGUCAUGUCCACUUUAAUUUGGCUCUUUCCCUUUUCUCUAAUCCUCGUGAGAAGAUGCAAAAAGCUUUGCACAUCC